Aureococcus anophagefferens is the source of this 2341-nucleotide messenger RNA. RefSeq lists its product as hypothetical. The record is from RefSeq and is a predicted model, not a curated record. Lineage: Eukaryota; Pelagophyceae; Pelagomonadales; Pelagomonadaceae. The annotation marks the transcript as partial. The transcript has 4 exons.
UCGCUCGAAGCAAUUGGCGCAUCUUCUUUAUCGGCUCGAGUCUGCGCUGAAGGAGCAUUUUCAGUUGCGAGAAAUGGAAGUCCCAACAUCUGAGGAGCGGCUUCGAUGGUCGCUAAAUCGGUUUUUGGCUGCAGCUGCCAAAAAACAAUUCCCCGCUAGGAUAGUUAUAGUUUUAGACGCAGUAAACCGCCUGCGUGGCGAAUCAAGCGCCGCCGAUACACUCCAUUGGCUUCCUACCGAGUUGCCGCAGGGGGUGCGAAUUAUCGUUUCAACAGUCGAGCUCGAACAAUCGAACUUACUCUCCGAGGACCUGUAUGAUGAAGGAUCAAGAAUUCAUCGAACGUAUACUGAACUCCGUCGUAGGAAGUGCCCGACGAUACGUCUGCAGCCGCUUUCUGUUGAGGUUCGCCAUCUCAUCAUUGGAAGUUUUUUGAAGGUUAACCAGCAGGCCCUCCAAUCACUGGAGCAAGCUCAGCAAUUUCGACUCGUAACUGCAAAAGCGUCGUCGCAACCCCUUUUUCUGCGCACAAUACUGUAUGCCUUGCGGCUUGGUUUUGAGAUGUCAGAUGCGCCUAUUGACCAGCAAAUAGAUUCAUGUCUAGCGGCUGAAACCUCAUCCGAGCUGAUUGCCUGCGUCCUUGAAAUGUGCAGCGAGUACGUGGAUUCAACUUGCACGACCGUUGAUACCUCGAUGUCUCCGGCCCCAGUGAGCAAGUCCACAGAGUUGGAGGCUCGUGAAAUCGUUCCAAAUAUACUCGCUCGAGUUUUGACUGCCCUAUAUGCGUCACGACAUGGAUUGAGUGAUAUGGAGAUGUGGGGGAUAGUCGAACUCGCCACUGGCGACACGUUACCCUCUGAGCAACGUGAGUGCAUACGCCGGGUAUUACGUGAUUUUACCUUUUCUGUCAAUGGCCUGCGAAAUUUUUCACAUGAGGACUAUGCGGCAGUAGUAUACAAUGAGUACAUACGCGUCCCGGAGGUUCACGUUCGCGCGCACCAGCUCAUGGCUCGCUACUUUGGUAAGCUCCCACCUUGUGAUCGAAAACUCGACGCUCUUCCCUAUCAUCUGGAGGUAAGUGGGAGUUGGCCAAGGCUGCGCGCCGCUCUUGUGGAUGUGCAAAUGUUUCGUCUGUGGUGGACUCCAGCGCACAAAACAGAGUUUUUGAAUUUGUGGGCUAGUUUGACAGCAUGCUCGAAUCCAGGGGCGCCCAUUCGCAAACUCGUCACAGGAGAGUUUGAUGAUACAAUGAGGUGCACACAGCCCCCCCGCCCCUGCCUUGACAUCGUAGAGGAGUACGUACGUUCGGUUGACGAGUACAAGUUUACGCAUAGUCCAUCAGAUGAUGAACUUGCCACGGUGAUUCUUCGUAUAGCUGACUUCAUGCUUGAAUUUGCCACUCUUUCCCUCGAAGAGGCGGCCGACGUGCCCCAAUUCAUUCAUCCCUCUAUCCCAAAUGACGAUCUUGCUAGAGAAAAGGGUGCAGUUAGCGGCAAACCUAGCGCUGUGGAUGUACCGAUGAAAGGAAGCGGCCGAAAUCAGUACAGAGGACCACGCAGUGAACUAGGAUCGGAUUGCAACGAGCAAGGAAACAUCAGCUCAAAUGCUGCGGAUCGACCUUCGGGAAUAAUUUCUGACCUGGCGAAUAAUUGGGAAUCCCACGCCGAACUUAUUCGGAAGCGGACUUUCAUAACUGAUGUAAAAGAGUUUUUUUUCAAAUUUUACAACGCACAAACACUGCAGACGCAAAUGCGCGCUCUCCACAAUGCUGCUGAAACCAGACAACGUGAGUUGAAAAAAGUAUUAACUCACGUUGAAGCUGAAUUAGAGCAAACACGUCUUGGCACUCAGCUUGGUCGACAUAAACAUGCCCGAGAGACGGCUUUGGCAGCUGAACGUCUACGCCAAGCCGCAUUCGGUGGCGUGAAACAUGUUUGCACCACACUUGGUAUUCCACCUCCAGAUCAGGACACCCCAGUCAACGAAAUCAUACAUCAGGUCGAAAGCGUGCUCGAAGCCCUGAUGGAAGAAAAGGAUAAAACUGCACAAAAAAUGGGUGAUCCGCAUCAACCCACCUUCAGGGACACAACACCUGGUUACGACAAAUUGAUGCGGGCACCGGAGCUCGAUGCGGCUCUAGAGCAAUUUGAAACACCCAAGGCCCUCAUCGCUCACCGGCUGCCGGCGAAAGCACCUGAUGAAUCCCGUGCGAUGCACGAUGAAAUGGACUUGGACAUAAACGCUGAUGAAGGUGGAAUCAAGUGUAGAAAUGAGGUUAAGCGUGAAGCCCAAAAGAGCUUGCGUGCAGAACAAAGGCGCCUUGCUCGCCUUAGUCCGCAGUAA